AUGGAGCAAGCCAGUAGCGAAUAUGUGGAGGAUGUUGGUGGCGAGGUCAGACGGCUGCAGGGCGAACUCGAGAAGGCAGAGGAGCGCAUGCAGCUGUGGAAGAAGAAGACGCAGGUCGUAGUGAACGAGUUGCGUGAUCGUAUUGUGCGACUCACCCAUGAGCGUGAUGAGUUACAGGAGGCCAGGGCGCAAUGGAAGUGCCACGGGGAGCUCCAGCAGCAGGAGCAGCAUAUACACAGUGUAGCACAAGGUGAAGUUGCUGGUGCCUCGUUGCCGUUGGUGUCUUCAUUGCCCGUCGGUGUUCCAGCCGGAUCUUUCGUGGGCGAUUUAGUGCGGUGGACAGGCGCGGCUAUAGAUGCCUCCGUCAUUGUGUUGCUGAGGAAGUCGGAGGUUGUGCUGGAAGUGGCGGCAGCCACCUCACAAGAGCUAGACAAGUGCCAACGUCGCACGGCACAGACGCUUCGACUGCAAGCGAAGAACAUUGAAGCAUUGCAGUCUGAAGUCUCUGGUCUUCAGCUGCAGUUAGGUGAGGCUCUCGCGGAGGUUAGAGAGCGCAAUCACGCGGUUGAUAGCCGUGACCAGGCCCUCUCCGUGCUUCAAAAUCGGCUGGAGGAACUUGAGGCGACCAACGUGCAACUGGAGUCUUCACACAUGGCAUUGAACAACAAACUGAAUGCGGAGCAAAUCAAUAUAUUUGAGGCGCGCCUAGAGGAGGAGAUGGAGAAUUUGCGGCGGGAAUUUGCGUCCCGAGAGAGUGGCAUCUUUGACCAGCAUCGUGACGAAAUUGAGAGGCUUGUGACUAAUUAUGAGGGGGAGGUGGCGGAGCUUCGGGCUGAGUUGGAGGAGCGGGCACUGGUGGCAGAGGCGGCAGAGAAGGCCGCCGCCGCCGCCGCCAGUGCCAAGGUGACGCACAGUUGGUAG
Trypanosoma rangeli is the source of this 921-nucleotide messenger RNA. RefSeq lists its product as uncharacterized. The record is from RefSeq and is a predicted model, not a curated record. NCBI's taxonomy places the organism in Eukaryota, Euglenozoa, Kinetoplastea, Trypanosomatida, Trypanosomatidae. The transcript has a single exon. The coding region runs from base 1 to 921 and encodes 306 amino acids.